AUGGCGGUUGAACAGCGCAAGGGCUGGUUCAAGGACCAGAUCCGGUUCGUGAGCAUCAUGAUCACGAUCUUCAUCUCUCUGGGGUCUUUCACCUAUGGCUACUGCAGCUCCAUCAUCGCCACCACCUUGGGACAACCCAACUUCUUCAGCUACCUUCACCUAGCCACUGAAGGUCCUGGCUUGUCUCACACAAAUGCCAUCACCGGUGCCAUGAACGGUCUCUUCCAGGCCGGUGGCCUUAUUGGAUCGCUCGUUAUUGGCCCUUGCUGCGACAAAUUCUCACGGCGAGGCGGCAUUGGAAUCGCAGCGGCGACCUGCUUGGUCGGCGGAGCUCUGCAGUGCGGGUCCGUCGAUGUCGGCAUGUUCUUGUUCGCAAGGGCGUUGACUGGAAUUGGAACUGGCAUGAUCGUGUGCGGAGUGCCGCUCUAUCAAAGCGAAGUCGCUCCUCCACACACCCGUGGCGUUUUUGUCGGAGCCCACGGAGCCCUGCUCUGCACCGGCUACUCGGUCGCUGGCUGGGUUGGCUACGGCUGCUACAGCUACACCGGACAGUUCCAGUGGCGUUUCCCACUCGCGGUGCAGUGCUUUGCGCCCCUAAUGUUGCUUGGUGGAUUGUUCUUCAUCCCAGAGAGUCCUCGUUGGUUGGUGCUCCACGACAAACACGAUAAAGCCUUUAAAGUGAUGGAGUGGCUUCACCGUGAUCCGAAUGAUCCACAAGGCGUGCUUGUCAAAGAGGAGUUUUACGCCCUGCUGAAACAGCUCGAGCUCGAGAAACUGCACGGAGCUGGAGGGUACAGAGAACUCUUCACUGGCUGGCCGAACCGAAAGCGCCUCCUUAUCGGCUUCUUCACCAUUUUCGGUGGACAGUGCACAGCAACCAUUGUCAUCAACAACUACGGCGUCAUCCUGUACACCGCCCUGGGAUACGUGGCGCCCACCACUCUUGCAUUCACGGCGGGCUGGGUUACGGUUGGAGUCGGUGGAAACGCGCUAUCCGCCCUGAUCGUGGAUCGAGUGGGACGAGUGAGGCUUUUGAUCAUCGGAUUCUCCGGGUGUCUCAUGGCUCUCAUCAUUGAGAUGGCUCUGCUAGCCACCUACAAGGGAACUACCAACAAGGCUGGGCUCGCGGCGGCUGUGUCCUUCCUUUUCAUCCACGUUGGCUUCUACAGCUCCUGCGUCGACGCUGUGACCUACAUCUACUGCACGGAGAUCUUCCCCAACCAUCUCCGCGCCCGAGGCACAUCCAUCUCCGUAUCCGGCCUCUUCUUCGCUACCGUCAUCUACACCUGCGCCGCGCCGACUGCUUUCGCCAACAUCGGUUGGAGGUAUUACAUUGUCUUCGCCGUCACGACCGCCAUGACAGUUGUCGCGUGUAUCCUCUGGUGGCCCGAGACGAAAGGCUUGUCGCUCGAGGAAAUCAACGCGCUGUUCGGCGACGAAGUGGCCGUCGACGUUGGACACAUGACCAAGGAACAGCGAGAGGCUCUCGACGAGAAGAUCUUUGCACAGCAGAUCGAGUUUGAAGGCGGCAACACCGCCGAGAGCGAGAAGGUGUAA
Messenger RNA from Fonsecaea erecta, 1557 nucleotides. RefSeq lists its product as hypothetical. Gene Ontology annotation, cellular component: membrane. Gene Ontology annotation, molecular function: carbohydrate:proton symporter activity. The transcript is spliced from 5 exons. Gene Ontology annotation, biological process: carbohydrate transport; transmembrane transport. The record is from RefSeq and is a predicted model, not a curated record. Lineage: Eukaryota; Fungi; Ascomycota; Eurotiomycetes; Chaetothyriales; Herpotrichiellaceae. Bases 1 to 1557 code for a protein of 518 amino acids.